GAAGCCAGUGCGUGCGCGGAGGGAGGGGGCGAGGCGUGGCGUGGCAGAAGGGCAACCCCCCCUCCCAAGGGAGGCUGCUUCGGCUUCCUGCGGCGAGUUUUUUUUUGCCUCUGAGGAGGGGAGAUGGGCGCCAGGGCCGGGCCGGGCAUCCUAAUGCCUUGGGUAGCGCUGGUGGCGUUCGGGGGCUGGGCUAGCGCGGGGUGCACGGAAGAAGGGCGCUGCUGCCCCGGCCGGGACCCGACCUGCACCAGCACGGGUUGGCGCAUCGACAGAGCCUAUGGCACCUGCUACUGCGACGAGGCGUGCCCGCUGACCGGCGACUGCUGUUAUGACUACGCCCAAGCGUGCCCAGGUCUUCCGUGCAUAGUUGGAGAAUGGAGCCACUGGAGUGGCUGUGCAGAGCAGUGUAAACCCAACUUCCGUAUGCGUACACGCAGUGUACAACAGGACCCCAAAAAUGGUGGGGAGCCCUGUCCUCCAUUAGAAGAGAAAGCUGGCUGCCUGGAAUAUGCUAACUAUGAGGGUCAGGAUUGUGGAGAAGGUCAUGUUCCUGCUUUCAUAACUACUUCGGAAUAUAGCAAAGAGAGAAAAAAGAGAGCUGCAAACCCAAGAUGGUCUUCAGAUACAGAAGAGCCUAGGAGCUAUUGUGUGGAAUUUAAAACUGAAACAUUGUCUCCUCGUUGCUCUGUGGAGAAUCGCCCAUAUGCUCGGUGGAUGCAGUAUUUACGAGAAGGAUAUACUGUGUGUGUGAUCUGUCAGCCUCCAGCAAUGCAUAGUGCUAACCAUCGCUGUUCUGGAGAUGGUGUUGAUGCUGAUAGAGAUAAAGUGCUUCACUGGCAAGCAGUUGGUAAUCCAUUCUGCUAUGGAACAUGGAAAAAAGUUAAAGAGGUGGAGGAAUGUUCAUGUCCUCAAGUACAUAGUUUUAUUUUUACAUAGCAAUUGGAACAACUUUAACUGAAAGGAGGAAGAUACUUGGAUGCUGGAUUUAAUGAACAUUAUUAUUUAACAAACGAAGUCAGUUUUAAGUUCCACUCAGCCUUUUGUGCACUGAGUAAAGUUAACUGUACCAAAUUAUACAGAAUGGCUUGAAGAUAAACUAUGGGAUGGCAUUCCAGCAAGGACUUUACCUUGCAUGUCAGUGACUCCUGUGAAUGGUCUGUUGGAAUGAAUAAGGUUCAGUCAUGUGCUCCUGUUAAGCUUAGGACAGUGGUCCUGAAAUGCAAAAGUUUGCUUUUGCCAUAGCAAAAGAGAAACCAAUCAGAUAGAUGCUCCUAAAUACUGAAAUUCCAUCUCUUCAGUAUGCGGUCAGAUCACACUACACAUUCCUCAGAACAGGAAGUUGCUGGGAGGUCUGCUAGCUUCUUAUGAACCAGUGAUAGGGAACCUGCUUGACAGUCUAAUUUACAUUUACAAACAACUAUUUAAAUGAAUGCAGCUGCUGUGCAGCAGGAAUAAGCUAUUUCUAAGAGGCACCUGGCCAUCAAGAAUUAUUCCAGAAUAGACAGGAGAGAAACCAUUGUUAGAACUGGAAAUAAAGAGAUUUUGGAGGAGUGUUAAAUUUUUUUUCUUAAAAUCAAAAUUUCACAUGGCAUAUGGCAUUAAAUAAUCUGCUGCCCAUAUACUUCCCCUUAUUGUAGAAUUGUAUGAAGGGCCCUGAGCUGAAGUAGACAAAGCAUCAUACUAAAACAUGGCUGUCAAAGUCUUCACUUACGGAGUACACAUGCUUUGAUUUUUUAGCCUUAAACCCAUUUUAUAUUUAUGCAGUUGCACAGGUGAUAGGAAUGAAAUGUUAAGCCUAAU
Molecule: messenger RNA, 1800 nt
Organism: Pogona vitticeps (central bearded dragon)
Lineage: Eukaryota; Metazoa; Chordata; Lepidosauria; Squamata; Agamidae
Gene: SBSPON
Product: somatomedin B and thrombospondin type 1 domain containing
Source: RefSeq, a predicted model, not a curated record